AUGACAGCGCUCAACAAGAUGAGGGAGUUGGUUGGGAUGGCCCGUGCUCCACUGCAAUCACGUGCUGUACCGGCGCUAGCCCCACCAGAGACUAGUGUCACAUCCCAGCACACCACAGUUGUUGACGGUAGCUGGGAUCCGGAUCAAAGCUUCUACGAAUUUGCUAUCGAUUCCUCGAGUGAUAGCGACAACACCGCCACUUCUCAGAGUGCAUCCGCCACAAUCGAGGGUGACACGUCUCCCUCCCCUUCCAAGGCACCUUACACGCGUGGGCAUCGCCGUCGUUCCACGCACGUUACUCGCCGUGACCUUGAGAAGUUUCAUACGGAGGUCCUGGGCAUCGAACAUCACGCCUCCUGGUUCGACGAGGAUAACGGCACUCCACGAUCCUUUACCCCCAACGACCCGGCCCUCGAGGAACUCAAUCGCGCCUUUGCCAACGCGGACGUUUCCAUGAACACCAACGGCAUGGCUAGCAACGGCACCGGUCCUGGUGGCUACUACGAGAAUACCUCGGGCGCCGUCAACAUGGCCAACAUGCCUUCGCGCCAGACUCCGUCCCCGUCCCCUUCCCAAUCCUCGGGCGCAAGCCAGAUCAAUGGAGGGAUGGGUGCCAUGGGCGCAGGGAUCCCGAUGAAUGCUGGCCACCAGAUGGAUUUGCAUCAUUUAUAUGAAAUGGUGAUGGAGUUGAGUGACGUCCUAAGAAACAACCGUGAUGUGACCAAGAACAUUGUCGCGAACGCUGAGGAGAUUGUGAAGAACGGCAUCACAGAUAGCACUACCUCCAAUGGGCAGCCACACAGCGAGAACUCGAAUGCUCGAAUCGCCGAGCUCGAACGCGCCCUCGCCCGAGAAAAGCGCCUGGCCGCUCACCACAAGCACCACCAGGAGGAGAACAUGAAGCUGGUCCACGAAUUCGAGAAUUCUGUGGGCAUUAUGGUUGAACAGAUUCGCAACUACUGCCAGAACAACAACAUGCACUACCUUGCACAGAAAACACACUACAACAAUCUGCUCCAGGCUGAGCGUGAUGCUCACCUGGAAAGCCGACUUGAUCGGGACUACUGGCAUGCGCAAACCAUGAAGUGUGCUGAGAUGAUCCGCACCGCCCACCGCCUCAGCUGUGAAGCCGAUGAGACUCCCACCCGUGUCAUCUCCGGUCUGCAGAACGAGGUCCGCGCCUAUCGCUUCGCACUUGGCAUGGAGGCCGAGAAGCCCGAAGAGGAGUAUGGCUGGGAAUAUUUAAAGAACAUACCGGGCUUGGAAUGA
Molecule: messenger RNA, 1269 nt
Organism: Penicillium olsonii
Lineage: Eukaryota; Fungi; Ascomycota; Eurotiomycetes; Eurotiales; Aspergillaceae
Source: the annotation of a GenBank genome assembly